Molecule: messenger RNA, 270 nt
Organism: Knipowitschia caucasica
Lineage: Eukaryota; Metazoa; Chordata; Actinopteri; Gobiiformes; Gobiidae
Source: the annotation of a GenBank genome assembly
AUGGAGUGCAGCAGAGGAGAACGCCUGGCCAUCACUCUGGCCAAAGACAGCAUCAACAGAAGCAGCAACCGCUCCACUACCAGCAAACUGGAGGUGGACAUUUUUGAACUGCUCCGAGACAGUGAAUACGAGAUGGGGGAGACCAUGUGCCAGAUCAUGUCCAAAGGUGUGGUGGCGGUCCUGGGCCCCUCUGCCAGUCCAGCCUCCAACUCCAUCAUCAGCAAUAUCUGUGGAGAGAAGGAGAUGCAGGUGAAGGAGCUGCGUAAGUGA